This is a messenger RNA of Moneuplotes crassus, 881 nucleotides long. NCBI's taxonomy places the organism in Eukaryota, Ciliophora, Spirotrichea, Euplotida, Euplotidae. The record is from the annotation of a GenBank genome assembly.
CUCACCUAAAAUAUAAAAUUUGUGUAUAAAUAUGGAACCUAGGCAAAGAGCAACCCCUAAAGAAGAGACUAGCAAGAGCCAGAAGGAAGCAACCAGGGAUUUAGAAGAGCAGGUUUUGAAACGAGAGAGGUUGUGUGGGGACGAGUGUCUGGAAGGUAUGAAGAAGAGAGAGAAAUUUCCGAGGUAUUUUGGAGUUGCGAGGGUGAAGAUGAUGUUAAUUAAAUUUGAUUUCUGUUAUCCAGAAAUUAGACAGUGUUUUGAGAAAUAUUUCAAGCUCAAUUUGAGAAUGAGGAAUGUCAGUUCUGUUGAUAUAAGGUUUUCUUCGGAAAUAAAAUUCAAAUAAGUUGUUAAUGAAAUUGUUUAAGAAUACCACUUCUAACAUAAAGGGAAAGACUUUAUUUAUUACAUAUAUCUCAAAAAGUUAUAUCAGUAAUAAAAUAGUAAAGAGUAUUUGUUUGAAUCUUUGGAACUAUACAAAAUCUGUGAAUUUAAAACACUUUCACAUCGGUUCAACAUAUAUCCAGAAAAUCAUUAUUUCAGGAAGACAUCUGGAGUUUAUCAAAUUCCUUUAUUGUGAAAUCACAGAGCAAAAGUGGGGGCAUACUUUUAAGAAUUACAACUCUGCUCUGGACUUGGAAACUGUGCAUUUCUUUAAAUGAUCUUAUGUUGAGGUUUGUAAAGAUAAAAAGUAUGAACUCAUGAAAAAUAUAAUGAAAGGAAUCCUCAAUUCUAAUUUGAGAAAUUCAUUUAGGAUUGUUAUGGAAUGGAGAGACAAAAUUAAAUAUUCCAAAGAUAUGAUUGUUGAAAACCUUGACUGCGAAGAUAUUAAACAUAAGAUAGAAGUAGAUACGAAAGAAAUAAGAUUUAAUCUGUCAUCAUAG